AUGGCCUUGGGAGAGACACCAGUUUCUCAAAUUGACAAGAGGUUUAAAGAAUUUCUGUGCUGGCAGAAUCAGAAGCACCCCAAUCAGGUCAUGGACAUUGCAUUUACUGACAGCUCCAUACCUGAGAACAUUUCGAAGAUGAUACCAUAUGCUGCGCAUGAUGUUGUGACAGAGGAGGACUGUCUGCUUGGUUACCUGCUUCUUCAGUGCAUACGUCUGUAUAUUGAAGUUGACAUGUAUGCAUCGUUAGAAGUUCACACAUCAAAUAUGAUUCAUGAAGGGAGAAAUGUAGUUGACGUAUUCUCUGUGUUCUUAAAGCAAUAUAUUGACAAAACAGCGGAUAUUGAGGAUAAGGGUUGGAACUUCCCAAAACUCCAUAUGGACAUGCAUCUGUUUGAUGACAUUGAAGUGACAGGAGUCACAUGGAACUACAACACGAAGCCAAAUGAGAAGAUGCAAGGACCAUUGAAGGAUUCAUAUUUGCUGUGGACUAACUUCCAAAAUGUUGCUGAGCAGAUUCUGUGCAUAAAUCACUGGCAACUGGUCGUGGAGGAUAUUCAUUGUUGUCUGUCAGACUUCGAUGAAUAUCAUUGCUCACAAGCACAAAAUCAAUCCACUGAUGACAUGCUUGACACUGCAGACAACAUGUUUGAUGCUGCAGAUGACCCGAUUCCACUGACAGGUGUUCUCCAUGUGAAAGUUGGGUCGAAACAACCCCCACAGACUUUUGACUCGGUCGAGAACAUUUACCAGUAG
Molecule: messenger RNA, 756 nt
Organism: Suillus paluster
Lineage: Eukaryota; Fungi; Basidiomycota; Agaricomycetes; Boletales; Suillaceae
Exons: 5
Coding region: 1-756 (251 amino acids)
Source: RefSeq, a predicted model, not a curated record